Molecule: messenger RNA, 2008 nt
Organism: Haliotis rubra (blacklip abalone)
Lineage: Eukaryota; Metazoa; Mollusca; Gastropoda; Lepetellida; Haliotidae
Exons: 3
Coding region: 120-1781 (553 amino acids)
Biological process (GO): lipoprotein metabolic process; lipid transport
Cellular component (GO): extracellular region; membrane
Molecular function (GO): lipid binding
Source: RefSeq, a predicted model, not a curated record
GAAUCUGUGUCGAUGGGACAACCACAAGCUAUCAAUUUCCUUAUGUGAGUAACGCUGCCUGUAACUCAACACUCAGACAAAACACUCAGUCCAGGCAAGCCGAGAGCAUUAUCUGGAAAAUGGCGGUCUCUCCAGCCAUGACUGUUGACGAAUAUGAGGACAAAAUACAGCUGGCAAUAGCGGAAGUCAACACACAGAAUGAUAAAACUGUGAAAAGUCUUUAUGAUUUGGCUGAUGAACUGGACAAAGCACAGCGGAAAAUGAACAUAGCUAAAACCAGUUUUGCAUCUGGAGGCAUUGUUGCAGCAGCACUUGCUAUAGCAGGGAUUGCUUGUGCCCCAGCUACCUUUGGUGCUUCUCUUGGGUUGACCAUUGCUGGGGUGACUCUUGGAGUGACCAGCGGGGUAGGGGGAUUAUGCACAGAGGUUGCAGAUAAAAUCAUUAAUACCAAGACCUUAAGAAAAGCCCAGAAAGAAGCCAAAGUGUUUCAUGAAAGAGGGAAGGAUAUGCUGUAUCUGAUGGACAACAUGGAAGGAAGACAUACAAGCAAGUUCAAAACAUUUUUCGCUAAUACGGUGAAGAGAUUGCUGAUACCAAAUCUGUUUGAAUCAAUACUGAACCGUCUUAAGGGCAAACCGUCCAAAAGUAGUGAUGGUGCUGAACCAGUUAAGUUUGGGGCCCGUGUUGGGGCUACAUUAGGUACAGCCAAAGUCGCCACAGAGUUUGUAGAAACGGGACUAAAAGGAGUGAAAGCUGCAGGUGUGGUGAUGAAUUUGCUGACUGUGCCGCUAGAUAUUCAUACAAUAGUCACCAACAGCAUCAAAAUUCACAAGAAAACUCCGUCCCAAACUGCAGAAGAAAUUCGGAGGAUAGCGGAUAAUUUAAAAGGAAAAGAGGUUUCAGAGCCGUCUGACGAAGUGCUGAAGCUAAGGAAGAGAAUUGAAGACAUGACGAGAGAACAAGAGAAACAUUCCCAGACCUGGGAGGAGUCGAAAGAAACUAUUUCAGAAGACAUCAGUGUUGAAAUGGAAAUUAUUUCCAUGGAGUAUGAAUAUGUCAGGCAGGUUUUGUUGAGGUCAAAAUGGUUCACCCUUCUUGUGGAGGCUGUGAUAGCUUCAGUAGUUUCCCUGCUUACAGUUUGUUUAUGUUUCGAAGGUGGAGGGUGGGUACGUGCCAUUGCACAUGGAACCUUAGUGUUGUACAACGUCCUUCUGCUUGUCUUCGAACUUUUGCCCCUCAUCUAUAAGUACUACUGUGUAUACAGAGCGAAGUCAGUAUUGAGACAACACACAUAUGCCAUGGAACACAUGAUCAAAGUUUAUCCGAGAAAACCAUCCAAAAGACACCCACAGGAGGAAACAAGCCAACAGGCUAUAGCUGGUCAAGGCACAUUUUCGUUUGACUAUAAGAUAUCAAAUCAAAACUGCUUUGAAUUACUUUUCGUUACUCUUAAGUGUUUCCUUACGAUUUAUAUUUUGUUUUGGCCUUUUGGAUAUAGCCCCGACUUUGAUUCUGAUCAAAUUGACAUAGGAAGUCCAUCAGAGACAUCUUACAUCAGAGCGGUCAUUGGCGUGUUCUUCCCAAUGUCUUACCCACGUGUCAGUUCCAUGCAUGUGCUGACUCCUGACCUCUACAUGUUGUCUCUCACGAUGGCUGUUUUCAUGCUGCUCCAGUCGUUCCAAGAUUUGCGAAACACGAUCACGCCUGACUUAGUAGAAGAUUUAAAAAAUCUCGCUGAUGAUUUUAAUUGCCGACUCAAAGCUUUAAUGAAAUGUAUGUAACUUGUUUAUGUUUUAGUCGCCUGUACAGACCUUCUAUCACUUGAAACUGGGGACUGAUAUGCUCUGGUUCUUUUAAAUGUUUAAAGAGUUUCUAUUUGGAUAUUUUGUUUAUGUGAGAAAAUUUACCUUCCCGUGUUCUCCAGUGUAAAAUUGACAGUAUUGUGUUAUUGUUAACAAGACAAAAUUGCUGUUGUCUUUUGACAAGAACCUUAUACAUCCCAACCUUG